UUAGCCUGUGUGUGUUAGCCUAUGUGUGUUAGCGUAUGUAGUGUAUGUGAAAGUGCGUGGGAGUGUCAAUGUAGUGUGUGCGUGUAUAUAUAGUUUAUCGUUUACUCUUGGAACCAAACGGAACGAAACGGGGAGGGACCUACUUGAAUUUCUCCAAUAGAAACUCUCGUUUUCGUUGCAAAACGUUUUCCGUUUGGAGUGAACGGUUUCCGUUGCAAAACGUUUUGCAACCGAAUCCGACUAAUUCAUAAAUCAUAAAUCCUCUCUUAUACACAUACCAGGUAUAUACCAGCAAUGGUGUGUGUGUAAGAAAGGAUGUAUCAAUGUAUACUUGAUUUAAUUCCAGAUCUCAGAUCCACCCGGGUGGGAGAACUGGGUGUAUUCAUUAUUUGGAUCAGUGAAAAUAAGAAUAAUGUUUGUUUAGUUGUGGAAAGCUAUUAAAGUGUUCUCAACAUAAAUAUUUUGAGGGAAAAGAGGGGGUAAUUUUGACUUCAAUGUAUUUAUAUGUAAGAAAACAAAUGUAGUUUUCUCUGUUUAUUGUCUCCUUUCAUUUGAUUGAUUAAUACUGUUGAGUCUUUUUAAAUUCACAGGCCACACUGCUGACCACCAGUCCUGUGACAGUAUCUGAUGCAGUAGAGGCUAUAUUAUUAUCAUUAUGUGUUGUUCCAUAACAGAUACUCCUAUCCCCCAUAGUAUAUUGUUCCCCUGUCAGACACUCUUCCCCCAAUAAUACCAUAAGCCCCAUAAGCCUUUUUGUGGCUGCAGUAGCCCACUGUAGGAUCAGGCAUUUCCACAGGAUACCCUGUUUGUAAAUAUUCACUGAUUCUCCAUUAGCUUACUCUCAAUGACAAUGUUCUAUAGAUCAUUCUAUCCUCACAAUGCAUUAUAUGUUAUGAUCAAGCUGUUUAUACUCUGUUAUAAUACUGUUCUACCCUAAAACAAUGACGUCGUGGUUGGACGGAAUCUGAGAGUGUCUGCUCCUUCCUAUGUUCCAUAUUCUACUCCAUAUAGAGAAUCUUCUCUAACAGGCCUCCAUGUUAUUUCUAGAAUGAAUGUGUACCUGCAGAUUGUUCUAUACAGUAGUGUGGUGAUGGUCCUAUACCGUAGUGUUGUGAUGGUCCUAUACUGUAGUGUUGUGAUGGUCCUAUACCGUAGUGUUGUGAUGGUCCUAUACCGUAGUGUUGUGAUGGUCCUAUACCGUAGUGUUGUGAUGGUUCUAUACCGUAGUGUUGUGAUGGUUCUAUACCGUAGUGUUGUGAUGGUCCUAUACCGUAGUGUUGUGAUGGUCCUAUACUGUAGUGUUGUGAUGGUCCUAUACCGUAGUGUUGUGAUGGUCCUAUACCGUAGUGUUGUGAUGGUCCUAUACCGUAGUGUUGUGAUGGUUCUAUACCGUAGUGUUGUGAUGGUCCUAUACCGUAGUGUUGUGAUGGUCCUAUACCGUAGUGUUGUGAUGGUCCUAUACCGUUGUGAUGGUCCUAUACCGUAGUGUUGUGAUGGUCCUAUACCGUAGUGUUGUGAUGGUCCUAUACCGUAGUGUUGUGAUGGUCCUAUACCGUAGUGUUGUGAUGGUCCUAUACCGUAGUGUUGUGAUGGUCCUAUAUCGUAGUGUUGUGAUGGUUCUAUACCGUAGUGUUGUGAUGGUCCUAUACCGUAGUGUUGUGAUGGUCCUAUACCGUAGUGUUGUGAUGGUCCUAUACCGUAGUGUUGUGAUGGUCCUAUACCGUAGUGUUGUGAUGGUCCUAUACCGUAGUGUUGUGAUGGUCCUAUACCGUAGUGUUGUGAUGGUCCUAUACCGUAGUGUUGUGAUGGUCCUAUACCGUUGUGAUGGUCCUAUACCGUUGUGAUGGUCCUAUACCGUAGUGUUGUGAUGGUCCUAUACCGUAGUGUUGUGAUGGUCCUAUACCGUAGUGUUGUGAUGGUCCUAUACCGUAGUGUUGUGAUGGUCCUAUAUCGUAGUGUUGUGAUGGUUCUAUACCGUAGUGUUGUGAUGGUCCUAUACCGUAGUGUUGUGAUGGUCCUAUACCGUAGUGUUGUGAUGGUCCUAUACCGUAGUGUUGUGAUGGUCCUAUACCGUAGUGUUGUGAUGGUCCUAUACCGUAGUGUUGUGAUGGUCCUAUACCGUAGUGUUGUGAUGGUCCUAUACCGUAGUGUUGUGAUGGUCCUAUACCAUAGUGUUGUGAUGGUCCUAUACCAUAGUGUUGUGAUGGUCCUAUACCGUAGUGUUGUGAUGGUCCUAUACCGUAGUGUUGUGAUGGUCCUAUACCGUAGUGUUGUGAUGGUUCUAUACCGUAGUGUUGUGAUGGUCCUAUACCGUAGUGUUGUGAUGACUUUAAGAGAAUGAAUGAGGGCCUGCAGAUACUGUAGCACUGUGAUGAUGCAUUCCAAACAGUAAACGUGUCCCUUUAUUGUGGAUUACUGGAUAAUAAAAUGUAUUUUGGUAGACGUACAGUAUCAAGAGGGCCGUGGUCCACGGCACGUGGGUCAAUAAUGUGCAGGGCUAGGACAUCUGCAUUGAUGAAUCAGGGGUUUUAUCUGUAUGGACAGGAUCAAGGCCUUGGCAGCAUCUCAAUGCCACCAAAUCCCUGCUCAUUAAAAUAACAAAACCUCUGGUUCGCCAACCUUUGAUUGAGUUUUAUAAAAGAGGCUCGUGGCCCUCUGUCCUGGAUAUUGCAUUGAGGAAGAGUGCUCUAACAACAGCCCAGACAUGAGUAAGAUCACGUUCUACGAGGAUAAAAACUUCCAGGGUCGCUCCUAUGAGUGCGACACGGACUGCCCCGAUGUGCACCCCCAUUUCAGCCGCUGCAACUCCAUCAAGGUAGAUAGCGGCUGCUGGGUGCUGUACGAGAGGCCCAACUACGCAGGCUACCAGUAUGUACUGACCAGGGGAGAGUACCCAGAAUAUCAGCGCUGGAUGGGCUACAGCGACACCAUUCGCUCCUGCCGUACCUUUUCUUAUGUGAGUAGCCGGGAGGCCAGCGGCAGUCCCUACCGCAUGAGAAUCUACGAGAGGCCAGACUUCCAGGGACAGAUGAUGGAGUUCGGCGAGGACUGUGACUCCGUCCAGGACCGUUUCCGUAGCCGUGACAUCUACUCCGCCAACGUCAUGGAUGGCUACUGGACCCUCUACGAGCAUCCCAACUACAGGGGCCGCCAGUACUUUAUGAGGCCCGGCGAGUACAGGAAGUUCAGCGAAUGGGGAGCCACCUGUGCCACCACCGGCUCCUUCCGUAGGAUCACCGACUUUUAGGCCCAACGUCCUCUCCACUCUGACCAGUCAAUAAAACGAUUGUUUAAAUAA
This is a messenger RNA of Oncorhynchus mykiss (rainbow trout), 3298 nucleotides long. The record is from RefSeq and is a predicted model, not a curated record. NCBI's taxonomy places the organism in Eukaryota, Metazoa, Chordata, Actinopteri, Salmoniformes, Salmonidae.